Sparassis crispa is the source of this 288-nucleotide messenger RNA. RefSeq names its product 60S ribosomal protein L37-A. Gene Ontology annotation, biological process: translation. Lineage: Eukaryota; Fungi; Basidiomycota; Agaricomycetes; Polyporales; Sparassidaceae. Bases 1 to 288 code for a protein of 95 amino acids. The transcript has 6 exons. The record is from RefSeq and is a predicted model, not a curated record. Gene Ontology annotation, cellular component: cytosolic large ribosomal subunit; ribosome. Gene Ontology annotation, molecular function: RNA binding; structural constituent of ribosome.
AUGACCAAAGGUACCACAUCCUUCGGUAAGCGGCACACCAAGUCCCACACGCUCUGCCGGCGGUGUGGCAACCGCGCAUUCCACAAGCAACACAAGGAGUGCGCACAGUGCGGCUACCCCCGCGCAAAGCUGCGGUCGUAUGAGUGGGGCCAGAAGGCGAAGCGCCGAAAGACGACUGGGACGGGCCGAAUGCGCUACCUCAAGACUGUCUCGAGGCGAUUCAAGAACGGCUUCAGGGAGAACACGUCUGCAGUUAAGCGGUCUAAGGCAAAGCAGGCUGAGGCAUGA